Molecule: messenger RNA, 6171 nt
Organism: Boeremia exigua
Lineage: Eukaryota; Fungi; Ascomycota; Dothideomycetes; Pleosporales; Didymellaceae
Exons: 4
Coding region: 1-6171 (2056 amino acids)
Molecular function (GO): protein binding
Source: RefSeq, a predicted model, not a curated record
AUGGCCGAGCUUGGCGCUGCUGUAAGCACCUCUGGAGUGUCUUACGUGAACUUCUUGGAGUGGAUCAGAGCUGAACGUCUUACCACUCUUCCUCAUAAGGGUAGUCGGUGGGACAAAGUGCUUAUCCGAGCCCUCUACUUCGCCGAGCAACUGCAUAACUUCGACCGGGCCAUUCAAGGCUUUGCUCUUGAUAGCCAGGCUGCGGCUGCAGUAGGCUACGGUCACGCCCGUCUUCUGCUUGAGUUGGGCCACGAGAACUCUGCAGCUUUGGACAAGGCAUUCUCUGUUCUCUACAAAUUCUCUCUAUCUUUCUCAUCGGUUCUCCGUCGUUCAGAGCUCCUCGCUGCUACGGCUGAAAUUCGUGAGCAACUUUGCUUCCUCUACACCGAUCUCAUCUCGUUAGUAGUUGAUGUUUCUAUUCGGUUCUACAAGACCGCCAAUGGUAUGACAUCGGGUUCAGCAAGCCUUGAUAUCUUCGAGCUCUUUGGUGAGACCAUCGAAGGUUUCCGCUCGCGCCAAGAUUCCGUAGUCGAGCUCAUUUGGGACUCUCAGAUUGACAGGGAUGACUACGAGGACGGCGAAGCUUUGGACGUAAAAGUCCUAAGCCGUUGGUUGUCUCCACAAGAUCGAGUGUUGGCGACCUUGAACCGCGACCACUCCUUCUUCGUCGAUCAGCAAGCCGAGAUGACAUGUAUCUGGUUCCAAAAGUAUCUUACUCGUUUCCUACAGAGUAACAAGAGCUUUUUGUUGGUGACUGGUCAGCCUGGCGCCGGUAAAACCACCCUCGCUGGCUCCAUCGUCGAACGCCUGCAGCGACCUGUCAAUCGUAAGCAGUCAGACACACUGUUCUGUUCUUUGUCUCCAGAUGUCCCUACGUCUGCCACCUCCCUUGCUGUCGUCAAGUCGUUGCUUUCGCAGCUACUUAACCAGCGAGUGGGUGAGAUGCCAAUGUAUGAUGCUUUGUUCCGCGCAUAUCAUCACUGCAGAACCUCAGGCGACCUGAAAACAUACGAGGAACACCUGUGGCAAGCACUUGGCGAAGUCCUCAAGAAUCCUCAUGAGGGUGGUAACGAUCUGGUCAUGGUUGUCGAUGGCCUUGAUGAGAUUGAAUCAUCUCAAUCCGCCUCAAUUCAAGCAGCUGGAGGUAUCAGUUCCGCUGCAUUGUUGGAGAAGCUCGUCAACGUAACCAACCAGGGUCAAAGGGUACGCCUGAUUACCCUGUCCUCUUCAGCCAAGAUGCCGGCUCACGCCAAUGGCAUGCUGCAUGAAGUUACCCGUGAGGACAUUCGGGAUGAUCUUCAUGCUGUUGCCCUCCGGGCACUUGUUCACAACCGCAACUUCCACAGCAAGCCAGGCAACGAGCAGGAGGCUAUGCUCGAUCGCAUCAUCCAGGCUGCCAAUGGAUCGUUCCUGUGGACCAUCCUCGCCUGCGAGCUUUUGAAUGCCCAAAAGUCGGCAGAUGGUGUCACGUCAACCCUUCGGGAUCUGGAGUCGAGCAAGCCAACCGUUCAGAAUCUCGUACACAAGUUGUUUACCUCGUUUGAGACUUCCAGUAAUGCAAAGACCCUGUUGUCUUGGCUCCUGGCUGCCGAACGGCCUCUGACUACUGAGGAGAUCCACACACUCUUCACUGUAGAUGUCAAGAGUGGCACUCUUAGCGACAAGGGUAUCAACGUCCACGAAGUACUGCAAACUUUGCGACCAUUCUUGUCAAUGAGUGAGCAUAUUGUGCGGUUCAGACAUCCCAUCGUGCACUCAGCGCUCCAUGAGCUAGCAUUCAAGAAUCAGAUAUCGAUUCCUCUCAAGGACAGCGAGACAGACCUGUUGCUACGCGUGCUUGCGUAUGCCAAAUAUACUCUCCGUGACAAGGGGGAGCCCAUGAUUGAGAACGACGAUCCCACUAUCGCUGAUCGUCUUUUCCGUCAACACCGCUUUCUCGAGUAUACUGUCAGGUAUUGGAUUUUGCAUCUCCAGCAAUCUCCACUCAUGCCCAAGAACACAGCAGAGUUCAAGCCUACUGCAGAACUGCAAAAGGUGAUGCCAGACACGACCACUUUGUCGGUUCUGGAACAGCUCGUUUGGGGCACACAACUCCCGCUUCCGGAAGCCAUUGAUCUGCAUAUUCUUGCAGGUAAUGUGCGUCGCUCUAUCUACACCGACAACCAUCCUACUGUCCUACAGACCUAUCUGGCGAUUGCUACAUCCUACCUACUUCUGUCGGACACCACAAAUGCUUCUUCGUACUUCUUCCGAUGUACCAAGAUCUGCCGCUCUGUGCUGAGUGACAUCCAUCCUUUGACGUUGGAAUGCGCAAAUUACUUUUUGAAGGUCUCGGAGUCUAUGGUCACGACUUCGCGCACGGAGAUCAUGACCCACCGCGAGGAGAUCUUGAUCGUGCUCAUUACUGCCUACGAGCGCCAGUAUGGUAGCACCUCGGAGCUCGUCAUUCAGACUCGUAAGCUCCUUGUAGAGUUGUACGCUUCGCUCAAGGAAGAAGAGAAGGCACUCGAGGUCUUCCGCCUGAUUCAAGAGGCAACUAUUCAGCACUACGGACGCAACAGCCAUCAGGCGCAAGACAUUGAGGGUCACCUCAAUGUCGUCCUCGGCAAAGGUCGAGGUGAGCGCCGUAUCGACCACUACAAAGAGUCAUUCUUUGAUGAGCAUGAUGAUGAGAACGAGGUCGAGAAAUUCGACUUUGGUUCAAUCGCAGCCUACCUUCGUAGAGCUGAAUCAUAUACGUCUAGCAAGGAGAUCGCAGUUGCAGAAAGGACCUACGUGGAGCUAUGGCAACAGAUCUCCUCCAAAUGCCGUUCGACUCAAUCAAUUGAGUGGCACGAGAAGAACAUCGAGGUCGCAACCACAUACUCGAGGUUUUUGAAGACCCAGAAACGCACAGCUGAGUCUUCGGCUGUGCUUACUGUCGUAUGGGAGCAAUAUCAGCACCAUCAGCUGUCGUACUCCGAGAGGAUCGUGUCUCGCCUCACCAGUGUCGCGAAGGAGAUGAGGUCGAUGGGUUCCUACACCAUGGCUUUGUCGAUCUUCAAGCACGCUAGCUCGUUCUACAAGAGCGUUCGCCAAGAGGAAUCAAGCGCUUCACGCGAAAUCAGCAACGAAGUGUCCGAAACAUCCACAGAGCUUGUUCGACAGAGCUUGGAAGCCUCAAGCUCGUCCAGUGAGACUACGACUACCGUCUCUGAGUCUGUGUACAAAGAUGUCUUCUUCUCUAUAAUUCAGACUUCGAAGACGAUCGAUGCCAGCACCAUUGCCUUGGCAAAGAAGCUGUCUGCCAAGUACAUGGAAGAACGAGAAUUCUCACAGGCCAUCAGUGUCAUUCAGGCUACCCUGCAGCGCACAUGGUCGUCAUUCCUCGCUAGCUCAAUCCACAAUGUGACACUCACGUCUACCUUCACGCAGGAGUCAAUUCAGCUUGUGGAGCGUCUUGCGGAGUGCUACCUGCAGCUCAAACAGAUGGAGAGAGUCGAGGAUACGUACAGUCGCUUCUUCCGAGCCGCGCUGGUAACCAAAGAAGUCGACAAGGCCAUCUUUGAGAAGGCUCGAACACUUCUCAUCAGCUUCUACGACAAGCAUGGCUACCAGGACAAUGCUAUCAGUGUCUACCAAGAUAUCCUCGUGGCUUAUCGCUCAAGGUUUGGUCUCACACAUGAGCUCACCAUCCAAACGCUCUACACCCUCGCUCGCCGAUGCCAGCAACACCCAAGGAACCAUCCAUACUGGAUUGAGUACUACCUCCAGAUCAUCACGAGUCUCAACAAAGACUCGGAUGUCUGUCACAAGGAUGCCCUGGAUGCCAUAAUUGUGGUUUCUACUACAUAUUGGCAGGAUCGUCGUUAUGCUGAAGCUGUUACAAUCUACCGCACUCUGUGGAACACUUUCGUGCGUCAGACAAAACAGCACAAGAUCUUCAGCGAAGAGAAGUUUGUACAGACUCUCUACGAGCGCUACUAUCAGUGCCUCGAAGAGACCAAGGCUAGCUUUGAGUCGUUGUAUCAAGCCACCAAGGAAUACCGCGAGACAGCUAUCGCCACUUUUGGUGCUCAGUCUUCAAUUGCAGUUGAGUCAACUUUGGCGCUCGCUCAGGUAUCUCAACGUAGCGAGGAACAUAUUUCCCAGGCAAUCUCUCUCUACGAGGAAGCUUCCAAGUCAACCAAAACCACCAUGACCACCACCAGGUCGAGUGAACUCAAGCAAGCUCUGUCGUCCCUUUACGUUCGCCAGAUGAAGUCUCAAUCUUCUUCCAACUACAAGGCCGAACACGUUGAGCGCGCUCUGAGUAUGACGCAGGAGCAGCUUACUGAGUCUGCAACUAAGUAUGGUUACUCCCACGAAUCGUCUCUCACACACGUUAGGGAGCUAGCGAGUCUAUACCAGCGUCAACAGAAGACCGAUCUUGCUGUUAAGACUUUGACCAAUGCUGUUUCCCAGAUUGUAUCCAAAGAGACCUCAUCUCAGAAGCAGAUCGAGUCCGCGGCUUCAAUUGCAGCAAGCUUCCACGCUUGCCAGCAGACCGCUGUUGCACACAGCAUGGUCCAAGAGCUGCAUCGUCAGAUCUGCGCGAAGGAUGCACGCCACGUUUCCAAGUGGUCUUUCGACUUGACGAAGACCAACCGUACCUCAUUGGCGUUCCUCGCUUCCCUUCAAUACAAUCUCCGCAAGGACCUCAACGUAACCUUUGCCGAGAUCAUGGCCAGCCUCACAAUGGAGUACCUUUACUUCGAGCAAUUCAGGCUCACCCUGCAAAACAACGAGUCGUUGACAAACAUCUUGCUUACGGCUGCUCCACUUCGCUUCUUCUUGCGCCAGAAUGGUCAGGAUGAGAUGAUCACUGUGGUUGAGGAUCAGGCUGUCGGUCUCUUCGAGAAACGAGACGCUCCAGACCUACACACUCUCAGCAAGGAAACGCCUCGACACUUUAUUGUUGGCAUCCUCGAUCAACUGGGUUCUGGCAGAAACAAGGAUUUCAACCGCUCUGUCAUCCUGGCUAGUAACGACAACGUCUCGAAGCUGACCAAGCAGAAGAAGUUCCCGGAAGCAUACGACAUCGCCAACCUUGGGUUCCUUUAUGCCAGCAAGCAUGAUGGUUACAAUGGACCCAGGUCUAUUGGCAUGGGCUUCAAGCUUGCGUCGUUGCUUGUUGGACGAGCGAGUGAGAAGGCUACGGACGCUGCUUUGCGCAAGAAGAUGCUCGAUCUGUCAAACAAGAUUGUCAGGAAGAUACUUGACAUUUGCAAGAACCUCAAGAUCAACUUCGCCCAGAUUCAGCUUUUCGAGCUCAGUCACCUGUCUGUGCUCUUGGGCGAACAGCAUGACUACGAGACCUUGGAGUGGUUACUCACCACUUUGUGGAACACCAGAGAUGCUCAACGCUCGUGGCCCCCGGAGGUUCUUCUCAACCUCGGCCGCCGCCUCAUCUGCGCUCGCUACCUUGCCGGAUCGCCCGUCAAGGCCAUCCGCCUCGCCGAAGACAUCGCAUACAACAUGCGUCGCGCACACGGUCCUCGGGCCCCUGUCACGAUCGAGACAUAUGAGCUUCUCGCACAACUGUACACAAGCAUGGGACAAACAUACCAGUCGAGGGCGUCUUCUGAGAAGACAGGUUCGUUGGCACAGGAGUACUUCAAGAAGGCUCUCGGUGUACACGAGGACAUUCUUCGCCUGAUGGUACACGAUCACGGUUCUGGUGAUGACUCAGACGAUGAGCUCGAUACCACAGCCUACCUCCUCGCCAAAGAAGGCAUCAACGUCAAGGAUCAGGAGGGUCAGCCUACUUCUGCGCUCGACUCCGAGAACGUUGACAAGUCGGCUAUUGCCCUUCGUCAUUUGCACCUCCUGAAGCUCGCUUACCAGCGUCUCGGUGGCUGGCCCAAGUCUUUCGAGGAGUACGAGCGCCUGAAUGCUCAGGUGUUCCGUACCUUCGGCUCUGACCCGAAGUGGAAGGGUGUACAGGGCACAGAGCAGUGGAGUGUCAAGGAGUUCGGCAACGGGAAGGCUGAAUCUCAGGAAGGUGGCUUCUAUGGCAUCGAGGACUGGGCUCUUGGUACUGACAAGAUGAUUCUGCAGGCGCAGAACACUCCUCAGCACACAGUAUCUAACGGAGGUCUGCAGGUCUCGAAGAUGCGCACCGAGACUACACAGGCCGUGGCGUAUGCUUGA